Molecule: messenger RNA, 1276 nt
Organism: Cercospora beticola
Lineage: Eukaryota; Fungi; Ascomycota; Dothideomycetes; Mycosphaerellales; Mycosphaerellaceae
Source: RefSeq, a predicted model, not a curated record
AUGAAGUCGGCUACGCAGGCCGUGGGCAAGCUGGCCACCGCAUGUGCUGCCGCUGGAGCUGUAUAUGCCGUCCUGCUCGGCAUCCUGCUCACACCGAGAGCGCAGAGAUUGUAUAUAUGCCAACGCCUUCAAUACCUUGAGAUGGCGCGACGUACACGAUGGCACUGCGCAUGGAUUUGCUCCCAACCAAGUGACUCCAUUCAAUCUCUCAACUCCUGACGGCGAAAUACUGUAUGCUUGGCACAUCCUGCCUCUCAAUCAAUAUACACGCCACGAGACUGCCAUUCUCAAUGAGGCUCAGAGACGAGAUGGCCCCGUCGACGACUUCACCACAACUACGGCAUACAAAGUAUUGACCUCACGGGAUCCGUCUCCCGCCAAGGUGGUUGUCAGUUUUCAUGGCAACGCUGGCCACAUCGCGCAAGGCUGGCGUCCUGCAGCUAACCGUCUGAUCACCAACAUGCCCAAUACGCACGUCUUCACCAUAGACUAUCGGGGGUUCGGCCAUUCUACGGGCACGCCUACUGAGGCUGGGCUGAUUGCUGAUGGUGUGGCGCUUGUCGAAUAUAUCGUGGGAACGACCAAGAUCCCACCAGAGCGGAUCGUGAUCCUCGGCCAGAGUCUAGGUACUGCUGUCUCAGCAGCUGUUGCCCUUCACUUCGCGGAUCGCAGAAAUGCCCUGUUGCCCCCUUCGUUGCAUACAUCGAGCCUGUCUGAUGCAUCGGACCAGAAAACGCUACCGACGACGUUUGCUGGUGUCGUUCUUGCGGCUCCUUUCAACAGCAUUCCAACUCUUCUACUCACUUAUCGGAUUGGCGGCUUCCUCCCGCUCUUGCUGCCUCUCAGGCCCUUUCCUUCCCUCGCGCAGAUGCUCAUGGCGAAAGUCGUUGAUACAUGGCAAACCGCCGACAGGCUUUGGGCAUAUUACCAUGCGCUCGAAGGCACCCCAAGUUUGAACGACGGUACUCGAAACAAAGGCUCUGUUCAGAUCAUACACGCAUUGAACGACGCAGAUAUUCCAUUUCACCAGACGGAGAUGAUUUAUAGACGCGUAUUUAGCCAGCGGAAGUCCCAAGAUGCUUUCGAUACUAGUGAGCUGGAGCCGAGUGAGCUCAUCGCAGGCAACGAGGGGCCCGCUGUCUUCGAUGUCAAGAAGGACGGGUUUCCAAGAAUGCGCUUUGAUUUUGUUGAACAUGGUGGACACAACCGGAUCUUGACCUAUAGCCCCGUGGCAGUGGCCAUCAGUCGAGCACUCGAAGGCUUUUCGGACAGCUGA